This is a messenger RNA of Ixodes scapularis (black-legged tick), 621 nucleotides long. RefSeq lists its product as uncharacterized. Bases 1 to 621 code for a protein of 206 amino acids. Gene Ontology annotation, molecular function: nucleic acid binding. The record is from RefSeq and is a predicted model, not a curated record. The transcript has a single exon. Lineage: Eukaryota; Metazoa; Arthropoda; Arachnida; Ixodida; Ixodidae.
AUGAAGCACCUCGGCAUCAAAGACCGCCACACGGUACCGUACCGCCCUGCAGGGCAGAUGGUAGAUCGGCAUAACGCAACAGUGAAGCAGUGCCUCGUGGCAUACUGCCAUGACCAUUGUGACUGGGACCAACGUAUCCCUGAAGUUUCAUUCGCAAUGAGAACUUGCGAAAGUGUGACCACAGGGUACACGCCAGCUUUUCUGUGCUAUGGGCGCCAGCUCCGCAAACCAUGGGAACAAAACCCCGGUCAACUUCCUACACCAGACAGCCGAGCUCCAGGCUUCGUGGCAGAGGUGACAUCUAGGCUGCAAGACGCACACGAGUUUGCGCUAGAGAACCAGAGAAGAGCCCAAGAGCAGCAGCGCCGCUACUACGACAGAAAUCGACGACAGUGUAACUUUAGGAUCGGUGAUCUAGUUCUCCGUGAUCUGCACACUCUAAGCGAUGCCAGCAAGGGCGUGGCGGCAAAAUUGGCACCGAGACGCUCGGGGCCAUUCGUGGCGGUGGGGAAAGUGGGGCUGAACGACUAUCGCUUGAAGGACCGCAAUACUGGACGACCAGCAGGACUGGCACAUGCUGACCAGCUGCUGAAGUUUUGUGAAGACCGGCUGAACAUUUAA